GUGUAUUUUAAUGAAUAACUACGUUAUGCUACCUUAUGAAGUAAUCUUUUUUAAAUGGCUGCAUUGAAGGACGAAGCAGGUCAAAACGAUGCAACAUGUUCUUGUUCCAUCAAGCUCAAAGACAAAGAUUCUAACAAAAUUGACAUAAGAAUACAUUAUCCGAUCUGUUUUGUUUUUGAUAUUAUAUUGAUCGUAAAAGAAGAUAAAUCCGAUUCGUCAUCAACCAAUAUUUUCAUCAAACGCAACAGUGGAGAAUUUACCAUUUCAUUAAGCACUACUUUUAAUCAAGACAAUAACUUUGUUGUGUAUGUUUAUGGACUAAAGACGAACCAUACAAACAUAGGACUAUACAACAGGGUAGUGUGUCAUGGACAUAGAGAUAUCAAGUGUUCUGAAGAAAUUCAACAAAAUAUUGCUUUGGAAGAAUGCGACGAAGACGUACAUUUACCUUUGUCAUCAUCAGCUACACAAGGUGUGUUACCAGUAACUGUAUAUCGAGAACCUCCAUCAGUUUACUGGCUAGAUGUCAAUUAUAUGAACUUACCUGAUAAAGAUUUUAUUGUUUUUAUCAAAGUGAAGAACCAGAUCCGAUGCUACAUUGUCAAAGGUCGGUGUGUAAAUAUGGCCUUUCCUUUUGAAUUACCAUCUGCAUCGUCCGUUUCAUGUAAAAUUUUAUGUGCAUGCCGUCUGAAGCGGAUAUAUGGGAGCGUUUGGAUAGCAACUACUGAGUCACAUAGCAAGGUCAUUCACUUUAAAACAUUUUUAUCACUACUGGAUACAUAUAGAUUGUUUAAUCUUGCUAUAGCAUUCGGGACAAGGAAAGUAACUCCGAACAUGCAACCUAUUCAAUACUUUUAUCGGAAUAAAUCUAAGGAGUAUUUUGAUAUGAUAAUGAAACAGUUGAAUGGACAAAUGCGACCGUAUUUGAAAAGUAAUGGCGGAGAACAAGGCUCUGUUGUUAAUGGGCGGCUGUGUGGUUUAUUUUUCAGUACCUAUAUUGAUACUUCGACGAACAUGCCAGGUCCCUAUUCUCAUUUUGGGCCAAUUCGAUUAUAUAUCCAAUGUUUGGAAAUGUUCAACCCUGAGUGUAAUUUAUAUUUUGCAGACUUUUACUGUCACGUUAAACGACACCAUGUAACAGUCAUUGUAGUGCCAAAGUUUUCAAUGGCUAACGAAUUUUGUCGACAGUUUUUGAAAGAAUUAGACGUUUUUUAUAAUCCUUAUUUGUGUUUGAGAGUAGAAUGUAACGGAGCUCUUACUGUAAUGGCAAAUAUGGACGUCACUGUUGAAGUGUUUUAUACUGAACCCGUUAAUGUGAGGAGAGCUUUAGAGUUGAAGUAUGGCUUUAUAGAAAAAACAAAAACAAUCGGACGAGGGUAUGCUCACCCAUCUGGUACUCCGAAAAAUCCUUUUUGUACGAUCUGUAACUUAUAAUAGUCAAAACAUUUUCUUCACAAGUUCUAAAACUGGUUCAAUUUGUAUGUCGCUUAGAAUUUCUGCCAACCAAGUUAUUUAAGUAAUAAACAUGUCAUGCAUUGAAAGAUUUUACAUAAAUUUUCCACCGUUUUGGAGUACCUUUAUCAGGUCAUGAUG
This is a messenger RNA of Mytilus trossulus (common blue mussel), 1593 nucleotides long. RefSeq lists its product as uncharacterized. The transcript has 5 exons. Gene Ontology annotation, cellular component: cytoplasm. Lineage: Eukaryota; Metazoa; Mollusca; Bivalvia; Mytilida; Mytilidae. The coding region runs from base 55 to 1434 and encodes 459 amino acids. The record is from RefSeq and is a predicted model, not a curated record.